CCGGCCUCUGCCCCUCUCUGCCUCUCCGCCCGGUGGGCUCUGUGAUACUUCAUGGUGUUUGUGCCAUCUAGGGUUAUCCGCCGCUCCAUUGCAGUCUUUCUGGCGCAGAGACUUCGCACCGAGGGUCGCACCUCUCCAUCUCGCUCAAACAAUAUAUCUCCUUAAUUAUUGUAAACAAACAAACAAAAAACUUUCUUUUGGAUGUGCUAUGUUCACCUUUUCUUUAACUUUUCAUCUUGGAUGCGCUUUUAGGAGCCAAAGAGAAGCAAACAAUUACAAGGACAUGUUGUGAUUUUACUGUCAAGUAGCCUAACCAUACAACCCGCGGGGAGGAAUAGAAGAACGCCUGUGCCAUGUAGCAACCCUCUGGAAAUAGCCUACAUAGAGGAGCCCACACAGCAGCGAGCUGGUUAUUUUUACUUGAAGGGGAAACUACAAAUAUGCUGUGAAGCUCUUCGUCGCAGCUUGGCUCCCGGCAAAAGCGCAGGUUUCCAGAGCAUCUGCUGGUGGGAAACCCAGUCAAGGAGAGGAGUGCGAGAGAAGAAGCGACAUGCGGCUGACUGUGCUGCUGGUUUUGCAGUUCGUCUCCUGGAAUUAGUGGAUGAAUGGGAAGGGAGCGGCUGUAGCCUCGAACCAGAGAAACAGAAUAUACUGUGUAGAGCGUGCGGUGGCACACAAUGGAUACUUUCCCUCUCUGAAGGUGAAAGAGUGAACCGAUGAGGCGGAGGACUUCUUCCUCAGCACACACAGAGACACCUUGCAACGUUCAUCCGUGGGAGGAGGGGAAACACUUGGGAUUGUUGCCAGCAGGAGGAAUUCAAGGUGACCUGAGAGGUUAAACAGAGACAAAUGUGAUCAACCAUCAAGAGGAGUUGUACCAUUCGGACCCCUUCAUCUUGACAUGACUCGACAUGUGUUUGGAUAAAUGACUUGACCAUUGAUCGUUUUCCUUCUUCUUUUUCAUCGUGCCCUUUGAGGGUGAAUGUGUGGCCUAGAGGUGUUUCCGUUGGACCAUAUGGCACAAUACCACACAAUAUAGGUCCACUUUGUAUAAAUUAACAUGGACAAAGUGGUCAUCAGUCUCCUGCUUCUGGGAACCGCAGUUACGAUGGUCCAUGCAUGUCCCAAAUACUGUGUCUGCCAGAACCUCUCAGAGUCUCUGGGGACUCUGUGCCCCUCCAAAGGCCUGCUCUUCGUCCCCCUGGACAUCGACCGGCGAACUGUGGAGCUACGGUUGGGAGGCAACUUCAUCCUCAAGAUCACCACUCAGGACUUUGCCAACAUGACAGGUCUGGUAGAUCUCACCUUGUCCCGCAACACCAUCAGCGCCAUCCAGCCUUUCUCUUUCAUUGACCUGGAGACCCUGAGAUCCCUGCACCUUGACAGUAACCGGUUGACUGAGCUGGGACCAGACGAUCUCCGAGGGCUGGUCAACCUGCAGCACCUGAUCCUCAACAACAAUCAGCUGAGUCAGAUCUCCAAAGCAACCUUUGACGACUUGUUACUGACACUCGAGGAUCUGGAUUUGUCAUAUAACAACUUGCGCAGUGUGCCUUGGGAAGCCAUCCGCAAGAUGGUCAACCUCCAUCAGAUGAGUCUGGAUCAUAACCUCAUCUCCUUCAUUGCAGAGGGGACUUUUACAGAUCUGGAUAAACUGGCCCGCUUGGACCUCACCUCCAACCGUCUCCAGAAGCUUCCACCGGACCCCAUCUUUGCGCGCUCCCAAAGCAAUGUAGUGAUGAGCACUCCUUACGCACCUCCGCUUUCUCUAAGCUUUGGUGGAAAUCCAUUGCACUGCAACUGCGAAGUGCUGUGGCUUCGAAGGCUGGAGCGUGAGGAUGAUAUGGAAACAUGCGCUUCUCCUGCCAGUGUAAAGGGGCGAUACUUUUGGUCUGUUCGCGAGGAGGAGUUUGUCUGUGAGCCGCCCCUAAUCACGCAACAUACACACAAGCUACUAGUGCUGGAGGGCCAAACUGCUAGCCUGCGCUGCAAAGCAGUCGGCGAUCCGAUGCCAACUGUGCACUGGGUUGCUCCUGAUGACCGUUUGAUCAGCAAUUCCUCCCGAGCAACAGUAUACGAAAAUGGCACCUUGGACAUUACAGUGACCACAUCCAAGGAUUACGGGACCUUUACUUGCAUAGCUGCCAACGCUGCUGGGGAAUCAACGGCCUCGAUUGAGCUUUCAAUCAUUCAACUCCCCCAUCUGAGUAAUGGUACAAACCGUACCACACAGUCCAAGUCAGGGCUUUCGGACAUAACUAGCUCCACCAAGAUCAGUAAAGGGGAGCCUAAACCUCUGCCGGAGAAGGUGGUGUCUGUAUCAGAAGUGACCGCCGUCUCUGCUCUGGUCAAGUGGACAGUUACCAAAUCAACUCCAAAGGUCAAAAUGUAUCAGCUCCAGUACAACUGCUCUGAAGAUGAAGUCCUCAUUUACAGGAUGAUUCCCAUGACCAACAGAGCCUUCAUAGUCACAAAUCUUGUCCCAGGGAUGCAGUAUGACCUCUGUGUCUUGGCCAUUUGGGAAGACAUUGCCACCACCCUCACUGCCACCAACAUUGUCGGCUGUGUCCAGUUCAUCACCAGGGAAGACUACCCGCAGUGCCAGUCUCUUCACAGUGGCUUCCUAGGCGGCACCAUGAUCCUGGUCAUAGGUGGCAUCAUUGUGGCCACGCUAUUGGUAUUCAUCAUCAUCCUCAUGGUGCGGUAUAAGGUGACUAGUGGCAUCCAGACUAAUAAAUUACCCACUGUGAGCAACACAUACUCACAGACCAAUGGAGGGUUGAACAGGUUCAACGGUGCCCCGCCACAGGUCAAAUCCACCGUGGUGGUCAUGCGUGAGGAAAUGGUAGAGUUCAAGUGUGGAUCCCUCCAGAGUAGUCUCUCUUCAUCCUCAUCUUCUUCUAACUCAUUAGACAGCCAAACAGGAAGGGGGGCUGGCGACCGCUACAGCAUGCAGGGCAGUGAAUGCAGCACCCUGCCCAGCAAGUUCAGGAGGCACGGACACAGCGCCAAAGCACGGCCAAACCUGGACCACCUUUUAGGGGCCUUCACCUCACUGGAACUGCGAGGGGUAGCGAGGGACCACCAAGGGGCUUCUGGCCCCUCCACCACCUCCAAUGCUAUGAUAUCAGUGGCUAAGGCACCCCCGUCCGAUAAAGAACCCCUGCUCGGGAGGGCUGAGUCCACCACCAUGCUUGGACGUCUCCUAGGGCUGCCACAGGAGGGCAAGCCCAAGAGGAGCCACUCGUUUGACAUGGGUCAUGUGGGGGCCACACAGUGUCGCAGUAGCUACCCUCGCAGGAUCAGUAACAUCUGGACUAAGCGCAGUCUGUCUGUUAAUGGCAUGCUGCUGCAGUAUGAUGACAGUGAGGAUGAGAAGCCCACUUUUGAGAGCUCUGAGUGGGUGAUGGAAAGCACAGUUUGAGUGCAGUCGGUCUAACUGUGAGGUCCAUGGCCAAACAAUAAAUCUAUAUCAGGAACUAAAGGAACAUGAGUGUAGGGGCAGGGACGUUCCAGAGGGAAUCUGGCUUUGGGUAUUGCAUGAAGUUCAUCCAUGUGAAUACUGUCUAAGUAAUUAUGUGAGAAAAGACACUCAAAUCAAUAGAUUUAUGGCCAUGAUCUCAAGUCUCUGACCAUGUCUAACUGUAUCUGAAAUAUUGUUCCCAUUUAAAACAACAUGGAAUCUUGGAUUGUGCAGAUGGAAUAAUUCCUUAUCCACAGGGCACGUGAGAGUAUCUCUGAGAGAAAGGGGGGGUGGGAAGAUAGAUGAGAAAUUCAAAUUGGAUUUACUACGUUAUUAUCAAAAGAACUGAAUACCAAGAGGAUUUGCCUCGACUGUGGUGAACUGGAUGUGCAUCACAAUGUCUUGGACCGUCAGCAUGAAAUGGGACUACUGCAACAGUAGAAAGAAGGACAAGAGGAGUGAAGAGAAAAUUAAAACAAAGUCAUUUUUAUGUUCAUUUUCAUUUGACGUCAUCAGCAGACAGAGGCAUAGUUCUUUGAUGAGGUUAUAAUUGUCAGUGAUCAAAAAAAACAACACAGAAGUUAUAUACAGCUGUUUUACGUCAUCCAAUGGUACUUUCAGUCAAAUUACAAUCAGUCACAAAUUGAAAACAUGACUUAUUUUCAAAUAAGAGGAUGCUCCAAUGCUCUAGAUGUCGGUGACACUGAACCACAACAAGCCAGUCUUGUAUUUCUACCUCAGGUAAUGUAUCAUAUGAGGUUAUUUAUAUUUGAAAGCAAAUGGAAAUACAACAAAACCAAAUGCACAAGAUGGAUAACAAACAGCUCGGAACAAAAAGUCCUUUCCUUGAUUGGAAAUGCUUCAAAUAAUUAUUAAGUCUCCAACCAAUCAAUUUUAGUAUGUUUCCAGCUCAGGUUGAAUUCCUGAUGUAACAAAAAAUUCUUUGACACUCUCCGUUGGUUAACGCUGGUGAUCCCUGGAGGAGUGUAUGCCUUGAGGUAUGGUUUCAGAUGCUAUCAUCACAUGUUACAGCACAUAUUACAGUUGCCAGACAGGAAUAGUCUUUUAAAUCCAUCAAGUCCGCUUAAUCAUUUGCUUAAACCCACAGCAGGAUAUAUUAUCCGGCUAUAAUUCUCUUUAGGUAACACAAACAAGAGAGGACGACCAUUACUCAUUUAGCCGGUUUAAAUGGCAGAAUGAGUCCAAAUUGAAGUCUCUUACCUUGAUUAAGCUUAUUAUGCUUCUUAGGAGAGGAUGUUAAGUGAAGAGAAUGGCAAGGGCCAAACUGCUGAAAACUCCAGAUUGCAUGAUACAGAACCUUUGUUGGUUCAUGUAAUAUUGGAAUUGUUUCAUCAAAGGAACCAUUUAUCUUUCAUUCACUUUCAUACAGAGCUGUACAUUGCAGUAAGAUAACUGAAUUAGGGGCUGUUCAGAUUACUGCCUACGAUCAACGGACACAUCCCUACACAUUUUAAUGCCUUUCUCAAUAUCUUGUGGGUCUCUGCUGCAUUUCAAGAUGUGGGGUGGUCAUCAUUUUUUUAUUAUUGUUUUCUUCCUUGGGUGUAACGUUCUGUAUAUUGGCAUUUUUUUUGUACAAUAACUGGGUGAGAAUGUAAAGGGGGGGAUAUCGUGCAGUAGUACUUUUAUUUUUAUGUGAAGCAAACAGUGAGAAGGUGCUUUACUGUGGUGUACCAACUUGGUCAUUGUUUGUUGGCUCACUGAAAUGGGUUAUUACAUGAUACUACAAGAAGGACUGGCAGUUUUGGAUCAGUCCAACCAAAUAAUAAAAAUACAUAUUUUCUGACUUACUUAUAGUGGCAUCUAGCCAUGUUGCUACUCUUGGCUUAACUUGCCCGGGUUUUAAGAUGUUCUUCAGUGAGAUGCCUACCUCUUCCUCAAUACAGUUAGGUUAGAGUAACAUUUAUAUCAUAAUAGCUAUUAAUAUCUCUGGGCAUAUCCAUUCUUUAUGGGGAUAAAUAUUUCUAAUUUCUCUGUUUCAUGAAGCUCUAUUGGUGUCAAGAAAUACAAACAGGUGAAAUGUUCUUUCAUUCCCACCAACAUGGGUGUUUCCUACAUACAGUGCACAGUUCUGCUGCAGUAAAUACAAAAUGUGUAUGACAGUGUGAAAUUUGUCUAAAGGGAAACCAACAUGGAGAAUACAUUUUUGUAACCCAGUGAAUACUGACUUGUGUUUAAAUGGAACAGUGAUGUAAAAGAAAUUCCUUUGGAAAUCAACAACUCUUACGACUAAGAACUUUGUCUAUGUUUUUCCUGUAAUUAGUGCCAAAUUACAUGUUCUUCUAGGAACCUCCUAGAAAAUUACUGGGAAAUAAUGGACCCAUGUGAAAUGAAGCCUCACCACAGUUAUUCCUGACAGCAAAUUGUUUCACUGAGGCUUUUUAAUAUAAAUUUUGAGCUAUCUGGCCAAACAAAACAAAAUCCCAUUCACCUCUGCUGUAUUUGGGUAGAGGCAGAAAUCUCAACAAACCUGCAUAAAUAAAGCCCUUUUUCUGCAUGAGAUCCACGAGAAAAUGUUUUUUGUCGUUUGGGUGAACUGACCCUUUAACCUGCUUUCUCUGCUUGUGACAUCAUGUAACAUCCAUUUCCACUCUGCUAACUACGAAUACAAUUUAAGUGUGUACUUGACUCGAUGUAGUCAUGAUUCUCACCUGAGGUUCUAGGUCAAAAACAAGGAGAAAAAAACAUUUAUGUGUGAAAACAUUUUGCUACAAAAGAAUAUAAAA
Messenger RNA from Micropterus salmoides (largemouth bass), 6207 nucleotides. Its product is annotated as leucine-rich repeat and fibronectin type-III domain-containing protein 2. The transcript has 6 exons. NCBI's taxonomy places the organism in Eukaryota, Metazoa, Chordata, Actinopteri, Centrarchiformes, Centrarchidae. Gene Ontology annotation, molecular function: protein binding. Bases 1061 to 3424 code for a protein of 787 amino acids. The record is from RefSeq and is a predicted model, not a curated record. Gene Ontology annotation, cellular component: cell surface; postsynaptic density membrane.